Molecule: messenger RNA, 474 nt
Organism: Lactuca virosa
Lineage: Eukaryota; Viridiplantae; Streptophyta; Magnoliopsida; Asterales; Asteraceae
Source: the annotation of a GenBank genome assembly
AUGGCUCUCUCUUGCUUCUUCAAUUGUAGUGUUCAACAAAACAACCAAGGUGGUUACGUUCCAGCUAUCAAAUUCAAAAUCAAAGAAGGUAACUCCGAAACAGUUUGCCCAGAUUCUGAGACUACCAACUUCAGUCUUAAUGGCGAAGUUUCUAAGCUUCGUGAUGUUUCGAAAGAUCUUCACGAUAUCCUUGCAAAAGAACUUCAAGAAACGAAAGUCUUUUUACAGACUCAGAUAAAAUAUAUUCGAACACUGUUGGAAUAUGAAGUUAAGAAGUUUGCUGAGAGUUCUACAACUCUACAUAAGAAGUUGGAUGUGGUAGCUGAAGCAACUACCCGAUUGAUUAAAGACAUAACUUCUUUCCAGAAAGAUUACAUGGUUGUUCUUCAAGAAAAGACGAAGGAGGAUGCUCAAGAUUUUUCUAAAGUUGAAGAGUUCUUAACCGAAAUCAAAACUAUGCUUUCGACACAAUAG